UCAUUGAAGUAUGAACAAGUUCAUGGGAUUCUUUCUACUACUCGUCUUAUAUAUGGCUAGAUGCCUGGCGGGACCGGUUGAAAUUGAACGAGUGGAGGAUGAUCCUGAAUUAACCAGUGGUUUCUACGAAGGUGAUAUGGAAGUAGAUUUCACACGUAAUGGUGCUGUGGAUACUGCAAAAAGAUGGCCUAAUGGAGUGGUGCGCUUUAAAAUUCAGCCAGGGUUUGAUGUCAACCACACAUUAUAUAUCCUGCAAGGCAUGAAAACUAUAGAAUCUGUCAGCUGUAUACGUUUUCGUCAUGCCACAGCUACCACAAAGGCCUUUGUCAGAAUUAAUGGCAAUACAAACGGCUGUAGUGCCAGGGUCGGUUAUACUGGAGCAGAGCAAAAUUUAAAUUUACGUAUUGGUCCUCUGGACAAGGGUUGCUUUAGAAAAGGCAGUAUUAUGCACGAAUUGUUACAUUCUCUGGGGUUUUAUCAUCAACAAAGAGCUGCCGAUCGUGACAAUUACAUUCGCAUUGUCUGGAACAAUAUUUUAGAAGAUAAAAAGCAAAAUUUUAACAAGUUUAAAUCUUCAGUUGUUACCGAUUUUGGUGUAGCAUAUGAUUAUGGUAGUGUUUUGCAUUAUGGACCUAAGGCAUUUUCGAAAAAUGGUAAAGAUACCAUCAUUCCUUUGAAGGGUGAAAACACAAAGAUUGGUCAACGACUUGCAUUAAGUGAUGGUGAUAUUAAGAAAUUGAAUAAAAUGUAUAAGUGUUAAGGAUGUUGUAAAAUAUAUAGGAAGUUA
Molecule: messenger RNA, 787 nt
Organism: Calliphora vicina (urban bluebottle blowfly)
Lineage: Eukaryota; Metazoa; Arthropoda; Insecta; Diptera; Calliphoridae
Product: seminal metalloprotease 1-like
Exons: 2
Coding region: 11-760 (249 amino acids)
Biological process (GO): proteolysis
Molecular function (GO): zinc ion binding; metalloendopeptidase activity
Source: RefSeq, a predicted model, not a curated record